CGCAAUGCAUGCUGGUACCGCGCAACUCGGGAUGCUGGGAUAGCGGAGGACCUCGCGUCUUGCUCUAGGUGUCAUGGCGACCAACAUCGAGCAGAUUUUCCGUGAUUUCGUAAUGAAUAAAAUCAAAGAAAUUCAAGACGAAGAGCAACACACCGGUGUGGAGAGCGAUGCCCAGCCAAAUGGAGGUGUGAUCCCUGAUUUGGAUAAGAAAGAUGCCAGCGAUGAGGCUUCAGGCAUCGAAGGAAACCAGGAAGAGCUGACUCAGACAACAGAGAGCGUUCAAUCUGGAACUGUUGAGGCACAAGAGAGCUCUCAGCCUGAUACAGAAGCCAAUGUGAUUGCAGAGAGCUCGCAGGCUGGAGAAGAGAGUGGCAGCAAAGAAGGGAGCGAGACCCCCAGGAAGAAGAACAAGAAGCACAAGAGACACAAGAGCAAGAAGAAAAAGAAGAAACGGAAGGAGGAGAAGAGGUCCCGCUCCCGGUCGGGUAGCAGCUCGGAGUCUGGAGUGGAGUCUGACUCGGAACUGCGGUCACGCUCCAGUGUGAAGAGUGCAGAGGUGAUUCCUACUGUGAAGGAGUCUGGGGCCAGCGAAGAGGCUCCCAUCGCACACAGGGCACAGAAGGAGGGAGAGAUUGAACAGAAAAUGGAACAGGACUCAUCUGGGACUGUAGAGGAACAAGGGAACACAAAGCCAGCUGGAGAAGAGAGUGGUGGUGAAACACACAGGAGCAAAGCCAAGAAGCAAAAAAAGCAUGCAAACAAGAAAAAGAAAAAGAAGAAAAAAAAGGAGCAGAAAGAAGAGAAGAGAUCACCAUCUCGCUCCAGAUCGGUGAGCACUUCAGGAUCUGGGACAGAUUCUGAAUCUGAAUUAAAAAGGUUUCCGUUGGAUUCUAUGUUAAACUCCACAGACAGCCAGAUGGACAGGCCUGUUGCUGCAGUUGAUAAAGUGGUUGACACUUGUAAGUCGCUGGAGCCAAGGCCUGAGAAGGAUUUAAGUCCUCCAACAGGGGUGCUAUCUGACACUAGUGUCAGUGAAAUGCAACUUCAAGCAGACAUUACAGAAGUUUCCACCUCAAAACAAAAUGGUUGUUCAGCAGGAGAGAUUAUCAUUGCCCCUAUUCAUGCAGAUAUUUUAGACUCUACUAAAGGUAAGGACUCUGAAGAAUUUGUUGUGAAACCUGAGGAAAAGCAAAUUGAACUUGUUAAAGAGACUGAAACAAAGAAAGUUAUGAGUAACCUGUCGGCAAGAGAGAGUCUUUCAAGGUCUCGAUCCCAUUCAAGAUCCAAGAAACGCAGCUCUAGACAGACCCCAUCUAAGAAGAGUCGCAGCCGGUCAAGGAGCCGGCAACGUGCUUUAGGAAAGUUUAGCUCAAGAAGGGGUCGUUCCUCAUCAAGGAGGCGAUCAAGGUCGACUUCCAAAAAGAAGCGAAGUCAUUCUUCACCCAAGUGUAAAAAAAGGCAUUCCAGAUCAAGAUCAGUCAAGCGUAGGUCGAGGUCCCGGUCUCGCCUAAAGUUAAGCCGUAAGUCGAGAUCAGUAUCCCUUAAAAGAUCUAAGCGCUCAAAAUCUAGAUCUCGCACAAGAAACAGAAGGUCUAGAUCUAGAUCAGCCAAGCGUAAGCGUUCAAAAUCUCGAUCCCAAUCACGAAACAAACGCUCACGGUCAAAAUCAAGAAGGUCUAGGUCACCAAGACGAAGAAAGCGAUCACGUUCUAGAUCCCAGCAUAGAACCAGACGGUCAAAAUCUAGAUCCCACUCAAGAACCAGACAGUCUAAAUCUAGGUCCAUCACAAGGAACAGGCAUUCAAGGUCUAGAUCACCCAGGCGAAUCAACCGAUCCCGUUCCAGAUGCAUAGUAAGAAACAGGCGUUUGAAAUCUAGGUCACCCAGGAGAAACAGGCGGUCUAAAUCUAAGUCACCUUGGCGAAGCAGGCGCUCAAAAUCUAGAUCCCUCAAGAGGAGUAAGCGGUCAAAAUCUAGGUCCCCCAGGAGAAACAGGCGGUCAAAAUCUAGGUCCCCCAGGAGAAACAGACGCUCAAAAUCUACAUCCCCCAGGAGAAACAGACGCUCAAAAUCUACAUCCCCCAAGAGAAACAGGCGCGCAAAAUCUAGAUCCCCCAGGAGAAACAGGCGCUCAAAAUCUAGAUCUCCAGCAAGACGCAGGAGGUCUAAAUCUCUUAGGAGGAAUAGAUCUAAAUCUAAAUCACCCAAACAAAAAAGACACUCAAAAUCUAAGUCUCCCAAAAGAAACAAGCAUUCAAAAUCCAAGUCUCCGACAAGAAACAAACUCUCCAAGUCUAGAUCGCCCUCAAAGGACGAGCGGUCCAAGUCUAGAUCGCCUUCAAAGGACGAGCGGUCCAAGUCUAGAUCGCCCUCAAAGGACGAGCGGUCCAAGUCUAGAUCGCCCUCAAAGGACGAGCGGUCCAAGUCUAGAUCGCCCACAAAGGACGAGCGGUCCAAGUCUAGAUCGCCCACAAAGGACGAGCGAUCCAAAUCUAGAUCGCCCUCAAAGGACGAGCGGUCCAAGUCUAGAUCGCCCUCAAAGGACGAGCGGUCCAAGUCUAGAUCGCCCACAAAGGACGAGCGGUCCAAGUCUAGAUCGCCCACAAAGGACGAGCGGUCCAAGUCUAGAUCGCCCACAAAGGACGAGCGAUCCAAAUCUAGAUCGCCCUCAAAGGACGAGCGGUCCAAGUCUAGAUCGCCCUCAAAGGACGAGCGGUCCAAGUCUAGAUCGCCCUCAAAGGACGAGCGGUCCAAGUCUAGAUCGCCCUCAAAGGACGAGCGGUCCAAAUCUAGAUCGCCCUCAAAGGACGAGCGGUCCAAGUCUAGAUCGCCCUCAAAGGACGAGCGGUCCAAGUCUAGAUCGCCCUCAAAGGACGAGCGGUCCAAGUCUAGAUCGCCCUCAAAGGACGAGCGGUCCAAGUCUAGAUCGCCAGCAAGAAGCAGGCUCUCAGGAAGUAAAUCACCAACCAAAGAGUUCACAAAGUCUAAAUCUGGAUCCCCUGCCAAAGACCAGUGCUCCAAAUCUAUAACCCCAUUAAAAGCGGGAACAUCUACUUCCCCCAAACCAGAAAGGACAUUAGGAUCAGUGUCUCCAACAACAGAUAUAUCUACAGGACCUCUCUGUGUAAUGAUGGAAGAAGAUUCAAUGCCACAAUCUUUUGUGGCAGACAGACUUUCAAAGUCUGGAUCUCCCAUUAAAGUUGAUUGCUCAGAAUUAGAAUUGCCAGUGACCAAUUCACUGUCUCUUGUGAACAGAAAAUGCAUAGAAGAUUCUUCACCGAUUAAAGACACAAAGUCUAAUAUUAUGACAGGCCCUACUUGGGCAGCAUCAUCCCAUAUGACAGCAAACUGUUUAACAACUGAAAGCACUACAGUAGAUGAGCAUCCAGUAAGAUCGGCAUCUCCCUCAGUAGAUAGUAGUUACAAAACCAAUUCUUUGUUGAGAGAAAAGUCCCCACCAUCUGUGUCCUCAGAGAUUUCUGAAAGUGGGUCUCCAAAACCACAGCAGCGCUCAAGAUCACAAUCCCCAAUGACAGAAAAGGACUUAACUCCUAAAUCGCCUCCAUCUAUAGACAGACCUUUAACAUCCCAGUUGACUCUCACUUUUGACCUGAAACCUGAAUUUCCCAUGUCAGACAAGUGCUUUAAAUUUGAAUCUUCCCAGUCAGACAGUAACUCACAAUCCAAAUCUCCUGCAACACAGAGUCAUUCAGUAAAUGUUGAGUCCUCUAAAUCUAGGUCCCCUGCAUCAGAUCGGUGUUCAAAAUCUGAAUCCCCUACAAGGGAAGAUACUUCAGUAUCAACUCCUGCUGACAGACAAUCUGAGUCUAAACCUCCAGUGGCGGAUGUUUUUACAGGGUCUAGCACUCCCUGUAUAGAUCAACCUCAAAAUGCUUGCCCCCCUGCAGCAGAGAUGCCUUCAGAAUCUUUAUCCCCAACUCGAGACACUUGUUCACAAUCUCUAUCUCCGGCAGUGGAGGAUUGUCCGACAUCUGUGCCCGAGACAGACGGAUGUCCAAAAUCUCCCAUUACAGAAAAGCAUUCAAAAUCCCCAGGGCUAGAACAGAGCUCAAAAUGUAAAUCUCCUGCAGAAUGUGCAUGUACUAAACCUGAAGUACCUACAAAAAUGAAUCGUUCAAAAUCUCGGUCUCCUUUGACGAACACUAAAUCCUCCACUAGAAACAAGAGUUCAAAAUCUAGAUCCCCCUCAGUAAAGAAACACUCAGAACCCUCCAAGCAGAAGAAGCGUUCCAAGUCUGGAUCUCCUACUAAAAAGUCAAAAUCUCUGUCAAGGAGGAAGAGAUCUAGAUCCCCGGUGAGAAAGAAGCGUUCCAAAUCUAGAUCUUCCAGUCAGAAGAAGAGGUCUAAAUCGAGGUCUCCUAUAAAACAAAAGCGAUCCAAAUCUAGAUCGCCUGCAAGAAAGAAGAGAUCAAAGUCUAGAUCCCCUACAAGGAGACGAUCAAAAUCUAGAUCCCCCACAAGAAGAAAGCGGUCUAGGUCCGCUACAAGAAAGAAGCGAUCAAAAUCUAGAUCCCCUAAAAGGAAGCGAUCAAAAUCGAGAUCGCCUGUUAGAAAGAAGCGGUCAAAAUCCAGGUCCCGUGGAAGAAACAGACGUUCAAAAUCGAGAUCACCUGCAAGAAGAAAACGGUCAAGAUCUAAAUCCCCUGCAAAGAAGCGCUCAAGAUCAAGAUCAGCCACUCGAGCGAGGCGCUCAAGGUCCAAGCACAGAUCAAGGACUCGCUCCGUCUCAAGACCCCGAAGGAAGUCGCGAUCAGUGUCUCGAGGCAGGAGGUCUCGCUCUGCAGAAAGGAGGAGGAGAGCCAGGUACCGGAGUAGGUCCAUUGAGCGCUGGAGGAGGUCCAGGUCCUUCAACAGGAGGAGGGUCUCCAGGUCUCCGGUGCUGCUGCUGAGGAGGAGAAGAUCAAUAUCCAGGACCCGGAGGAGCCCCAGCAAGACCCCUCCACGCCUCACAGAGCUGGAUAAGGCCCAGCUGCUAGAGAUAGCGAAAGCUAACGCUGCUGCCAUGUGUGCCAAGGCUGGUGUGCCCAUACCCCAGAGCCUGAAACCUACUGUCAUACUGCAGCUGCCGCUACCACUGCCAAUCCCCCCGCCUGUUGAGGAGAAGAAGAAGAUGGUCCAGAAAGUGACCAACAGCACCAUUCUGGAGCUCACAGAGAAGUGCAAGCAGAUCGCAGAGAGCAAGGAGGAUGAGAAUGAGGUGUUGAACAAGCCGCACGUGUCUGAUGAUGAAGAGGAGGAUCAGCCCUUCGGAGGCCAGGGUGCCAGGCUGGGAGAGCUUAAGGGCAUUUCCUUCAGUCUCAGUAACCCCUCAGUGAAGCCGGCUGCCAGGACGGAGGUGGCACUGACCAAGGAUUUCCCAGUGUCUUCGGGCUCGCAGCACAGGAAGAAGGAGGGAGAUGGUGCCUAUGGGGAGUGGGUUCUUGUCGACAAGGGGGCCGAGAAGGAAAGCAAGGACGACGUCUUCACAGACACACCUGUGCAGCCUGUGGACAUCACGCUGGCAAUGAACGAGAGAGCCGUGGCACAGAAGAAGCUGGCAGAAAACCCCUUCGAUGUCAACGCCAUUUGUAUGCUGAGUCGAGCACAGGAGCAGGUGGACGCGUGGGCCCAGUCCAGCAACCUGCCGGGCCGCUUCACAGGUAGCACCGGCGCCCAGGUCCUGUCUGCAGAAGAGCUCUCCUCCAGCGGACCCCAGGCCUGGAUACGAAAGGACCAGUUCCUGCGGGCGGCCCCAGUGGCUGGAGGGGUGGGCGAGUUCCUCAUGAGGAAGAUGGGCUGGCGAGAGGGGGAAGGUCUCGGCAAGUACAGGGAGGGGAACACAGAGCCCAUCCUGAUAGACUUCAAAACCGACCGCAAAGGUUUGGUUGCUGAGGGGGAGAAGACUCAAAAGUCUGGUAACUUAACCGUCAUGCAGGAUCUCUUAGGGAAGCACCCGAUCUCUGCACUGAUGGAGAUCUGCAACAAGAGGAAGUGGUCACCCCCCGAGUUCGUUCUGGUUCAUGACAACGGCCCUGACCAUCGCAAGAACUUCCUGUUCAAGGUGAUGUUGAACGGAAGUGAGUACCAGCCCAGCAAAGCAAGUCCCACCAAGAAGAUUGCCAGGGCCAUGGCGGCCACUGUGGCUCUGCAGGCCAUGGGCGAGUUGUCCAAAGAGGGCAUGGGAAACGGGCCAACCUUCACUUCUGCCAGCAGUUAAGAGCCAGCUCCCCACACACACACACGGGGUGCAGCAGGGACACCAACCCCCACACAUGCAUCGCUCCUGCUCCUAACAAAAAGGGAGAGCCAGGGGAUUAUGACUUUCAGUUAUUCCUUUUUUUCCAAGUUGAAGCAUUGUUGUAAUUAUCAUGCUUUGUAAUGCUCACAUCUGCAAGAAAGAAUAAGAUUGUUUUUUCGUAGAUCCCAGGUGCAUACAGUGUUUUAAAAUUACAGUUUUUGUUUCAGUUGUCCGCUUGAGAGGAAAAGCCACUUGACCGUGUGUUGUGGCUUCGAUCAGGCAUCGUCAGUAGAGGUAGGAGAGAAAGAAAUGCACAGAAAUCAGGGUCAAAUGAUGAUUUCAGACCUUUUUAUGCCCUAGAUUUGUGUCGUUAUACCGCCACCUUGAGUACACACAGUGCAGUCAGAUCUGUGCAUAUUGUGUUGGGAACCUUUGUACUCUGAAUUCUCAGCACUUUGCUUUUUCCUCUGCUAAGCUGCAGUGACUUUAACUCUGGCUGCUGCAUGACCUAGACUAGCCUGUCUCUGAUGUACUGUGCCAGCAACUUAUUUCAGCCUGAAUAUUUUACCUUUGUGUGGCUGUUUCACCAUCUUCAUGUGUAGAGGAUUUUUACUACCUGUGUUUUGAAUAAUCCUCUAAUUUCUAGUUGUUUUGUAAAUAAAAUAUGUUGGUGUUUGUAAUGUCCCCUAGUUCACACAGUGGUUUUAAAUAAGGAGUGAAAACAAAGGAAUUCCCUUUACCAGCAAGUGAUGGUUCUGUGUAAGGGCUUGGGAUGACUAGGGAUCAGUCUGUAUAUUUUGUUAUCUUUGCAAGUGACAAAAAAAUUAAUAAAAUCUUGGUAGGUCUUUGAAGGCUGCCUUUGGAAACUGCA
This is a messenger RNA of Acipenser ruthenus (sterlet), 7109 nucleotides long. RefSeq names its product protein SON-like. Lineage: Eukaryota; Metazoa; Chordata; Actinopteri; Acipenseriformes; Acipenseridae. The coding region runs from base 74 to 6217 and encodes 2047 amino acids. The record is from RefSeq and is a predicted model, not a curated record. Gene Ontology annotation, molecular function: RNA binding. The transcript is spliced from 14 exons. Gene Ontology annotation, biological process: regulation of cell cycle; regulation of mRNA splicing, via spliceosome.